CUUCUCCCCGACCUGCUGCCCUUGUCCUGUGACAGUUUAUUCACAGAUCUUAGGGGUGCCGGACAUAAGCACACGUCACAGAAGUCUCGUACCAUAAACAGUUCACGUGUUUACGUUACCACACGUAGUAGUAUAGUGUCCCUUCGAAAUUACUGCCGAUCAAGUCGACGUAGUGCCCGUUGCAAGAUUAUGAGCUCGUGCUGACGAGGUUGCAAGAACCUAGCAAGCAUUUUCUUCGCCUCCGAACCUCCCUGACGAAUUUCUGAGUAGGUUGCAACUCGCAUUUCUUUGUUAGGUUCCGCUAGCGCUAUCGUCGUACAGUCCCGAACGGGAAACGGAGUCCCUUGAGGUUGUCAUAGAAUGGAUAAAAACAAAGGGAUCGAUUUCGAUGAGACCGAUCAUGUGGAAAGACGCUUAGCCUUCUGUCAUAACAUCGUCGGUCCGAGCCAGGGUAUGACAGGUGAAGACGGCCUGUUUCCAAGCAAUAGUUCUUCUGUCAAUCGAUCUCCAUCAGCUGAGAAGCACGGGAAAAACAACAAUCAUCCCGAGCAGAGAGACGAAGAAAAUGAGGACGUGAAUGGUGAUAAUGAACCAGAAGCGAACCAGGAUGAUCAAGAGCCGGACGAGGGUCACGAGCCGGAAACCGAUACUGAUCAAGAUCUAGAGCAAGAUCCAGAGCAAGGCAACGAGACAGAUCCCGAGUUUUCGUCCGCGUUAGAAGACGCGCUCCAGCAUGAGGACGUGUCAUCGACCAUGCUUCUUUCGCACAGGUCAUUCGCGUUUUUGUCGCGGACACGUGGCAGGCGGCCACUGGUGGAGGACAUUCAGCCGUGGCUUCUGAGCAAGCGAGCCGCUUGGCGUGCGAGGCAACGAGCCUAUCGCCUCGGCUACGUGGUGUCAUCUCUCUCCCCAACGACCUCCUCUGCCUCUCAACUCGACCUUAUAACGAAGGGCGCUGAGAGCGACUCGCUCUCUCCUCCGCCUCCUGGCAUUCGCCGAAGUCACAGCAUCAGUGAGACGAGCAAGCCGGGACUGCAUCCCUUCCCCUGCCCACAGUCUCAUGGCUCUGGUUCCGGUUGUUCUUGUAACGGUGCCUUGGCAAUCAGGCUCCCGGAAUUCCAGCGUCCGGGGAGGCUGGAGGGCGUCUUGAAGGAGGAAGGAGAGGAGGGGGAGAGUGUGUGUGAGAGAGAGGAGGGAAGUGCAUGUGUUGGGCGGAGUGAGGAAGGCGACAAAAUGGGCAGCAGCAGGGACGAGAUUGGAGGAAGUGAAACGGGUGGUAAUGAGAAUGCUGGUGACGAGACGAGUGGUGGUGAGAUGCUACCGCCCCCAGGUGGAGCCUCCCCCAUUGGCAUCAGCUCUAUCUCCAGACCGUCUAUGGGGGGAAUGGUAGCAGAGGAUGACGUUCUAAUGAGGGCCUCCUGGCCUAUGGCUGAUGGUGUGACUAUGUGGGAUUGUUACAGUCAGGGGACUGCUGGAGGAUGGAGUAAGGAGCCAGGGCUAGCCAGUAGGGUCGUGCCAGGUGGCCCAGGUGGAACGGGCGGAGGGAGUGGAGUGACGGAGAGAGGGGAUGCGAGAGCAUGUGUGAUUGGAGAGGAUCAGGUGCAAGACGUAAGGCAUGAUCCUUCCAAGUUAGGCGCAGAUGGCAGUAGCAGUUUAGAGGAGCAGCCCAAUAACCAUGAGGGGGUGCUCGUGCGUCCACCAUGUGGGAAGGGAGUGGAGGUAGAUAGUGCUCCCAUGCGUGCGGCUGCUGCUAACGUGCCCGCCGCCGCCGCCGCCGCCGCCGCUGCUGCUGCUGAUGCUGCUGAUCCUACUCCCCUUCCUCCUGUUCCUGCUCCUGAUUCAUCCAGCGUCGCUGUUUCGCCGCCUGUAGCUGCUGUUGUAGUGGGGCCAGGGAGAGUUGAGGGGCAGGGUGAAGAAGCGGAGGCGAAAGGGGAAACCUGCAGAGGGAAUGGGGAGGUGAAACAGGGUGAGACGCUGUCCGAGCCCCCAGUAGGAACGGCAGACGAAAACCUUGAGUCACGCGAACGGCAGUUUGAUGGUGCUUUUGAUGGUGCUGCUGCUGCUGGUGUUGGGACUGGAGCUGCUGCUGCUGCUGCUGCUGCUGCUGGUGUUCGUGCCGGUGCUGGUGUUCGUGCCGGUGCUGGUGCUGGUGCCAGUGCUGGUGUUGGCCUUGAUCUUGGUCAUAGCGUUGGUGCUGCCGCCACAGCUAUGGCUGCCGUUGGUGGUGAUGGUGUUGAUGACGUCUGUAAGGGGCUCGACGAGGCUCGGCUCGCCGAGGCUGGCAAGAUGGAGGCUCGGAUGCACGAGUACAGAUGCUUGGAUUGGAAGCAGCAGCUGGGGAGGGCUGCUGAGCUGGACGUCCGCGUGGGCGGAUUUGAUUGGUCGGACCUCGUAGCACUGUACCGCACUGAGGUGGGAGGAGAGGGUAGCUCGGCUGUAGCAGGAGGAGUAGGAGGAGGAGGAGGUGGGGGAGGAGGGGGAGAGGGAUUGCCUGACGCACCUGUGAUUGAGAAGAGCGGUAGUGUGGAGGUGACCGUCAACUCUGGUGGAAUCGUGUAUUUCGCACUGUUCCGCCAGCGGCCCGAGCCAGGCCCAAAAGGGGACGAAUCCGGCCACAGAAGAGCGGACGGCGAAGCAGCUGAAGCUGAGACAAGGGCCAUUGGGGCACCCCAAAAUGCGUCUCAGAUCCGAGACAACAGAGGGGUAGGAGCUAGACGAGAGUGGAUGGACCCCCAACCUCAACUAGCCGCAGCGUGCAUCAAGUUUGCUGGAUCGCGCAUCGUCACGCAGUCGGAGCGAUUUGGAGCUGAGCUGGCCAUGCACCUUGGGAUCGCCACGCCCCAGGUGCGAGUGGUGCACAGAGGAAAUCACGGCAGGAGCAGCACGCACAGCAGCCCAAUCCUCUGUAGCAACAGCAACACCAACACCAACACCGACAGCAGUAGCACCACCAUCACUGGAAGAAGGAGGGCGACAGUAGCGACCGGCAGCCCAGCUUCUCUGGCUGCUUCUGCUGCGUGGAAUUCGCCUCUCCCCACCUGUAGUGCUGACCGCAGCGCCGACCCUUUCACGCUGGAUAAGGAAAAUCUGCAGCAGGGCUUUUCAGGCCGAAUGGAGCGGUCCGUUUUGGCCAAUGACCCAUCCUGGUCUGCCCAUGAGCUUGCAGUGCAGCAGACCAGGGAGUGGGAGGAGGUGGUGAGAGCAGCAGAGAGGCUGAGGGGGAGAGAGAUGGGGGCGAGAGGGCAGGAGGUUGAGCGGAGGGAGAGUGGGUGCAAGGAGGAGGGGAAUGUGGUGGAGAGGAGGGAGAGUGGAGGGAAGGAGGAGGGGAGUGUGGUGGAGGAAUUUCUAGAGGCCCUGCAGCUGAGCCGAUGCUUCCUGCUCAUGGGGCAUGUGAAGGGGCAAUCUUUUGUCUCCUGCCCACGAGACGAGCUUUUCCCUGAUCAAUCUGCCCGGGAAAAAACAGCGCACUCAUUGGGCCGCGUGCUUCUGCUAGAUAUUAUGUUGAGGAACGAUGACCGGUUACCCUGCCCGGAACUGGGCUGGAGGGGUAACCGCGGCAACAUUCUAUGCUCCGACCGGCCGUUACUGAAGGCGUGGGAGAGAGAAGAGAAGUUGAAGGAGGGGGAGGGGGGAAAGGGAAUGGGUGCUGAAUUAGAAUCUAGGAGGCAAGGGGAAUUAAGGAGGGAGGGUCGAGGACGAGGAAGCGGAGAGAGGGGGAGGGGGAGGGGAAGGGGAAGGGGGCGAGGCAGAGGUAGAGGUCGAUCUCAUAGUGAAACGAAAGAGGCUUCCGGCUUUCCAAGUGCCAUAUCAAAGCACUCCAUUGUGGGGAAUAUCCUACCACUUUCACAGCAGCAGCAGCCGCAGCAGCAGCAGCAGCAGCAGCUGAAGCAGCCUGCAAGUCAGGGGUUAAAGCAGCAGCCAGUGGGGCAAGAGGCACCACAGACGCCGCAGCAGGUAGUGGUGGUGAUAGAUUCGUCCAUCUGCCGCCGCGUGCCACCCAGCCUGGCGGAGCACGACCGGGACGCCAUCCCCCGCCUCGUGCAGCUGCUGCUGCAUGACCCCUGCUUCGCCGCCCACACGCUCUUCCACGCCUCCUUCGGGGCACUGGGCCAGUUGGGCGAGCCCACUCCAGGCCAUGUGCAAUCAACUCCCACCCAUGGGGUCGUGGCUCCCGGCCCGAUGUGUGCUGCCGAGGAUGGUUUUCCUUCCGCCUCUUUCUCAUCGUCGUUGUCGUUUUCAUCCUCGCUAGAAUCAUCCUCGUUUGGCUCGUCUGACUCAUUGCCUCCCAGUGCUUCUGGGACAGGUCUGGCUGCUGCUGCUACAGCAGCUUCUACAGGUGGUGGUGCUGCUGCUGCUGCUGCUGCUGGUGCUACAGGAUCCUUCCCAGCUGUUAUUGAAGCUGGAAUGGCUCUAGAGAGGUCUGCUUAUGCUACAGAAUGUGUAACCGCCCCCUCCGCUCCGACCAGCACCAUUCCCGCAACCAUCGCCGUAACUACCACCACCACCAGCAUCACCACCACCACUAUCACAACCACUGAGUCCGGCGCCACAAGUAUCGCCACAAUCAGCAGUACCAGCGGCACCACCACCACCAGCAGCACCACCACCAGCAGUACCAGCAGCACCACCACCAGCAGUACCACCAGCAGCACCACCAGCAGUACCAGCAGCAGCACCAGCAGCAGCUUAUCCAGUCAAAGGUCUACCAUUGCUCAGUUAGCAGCAGCUGCGCACCCCCCUGUGUCCCCAGAAACCCGUGCGUUCCAGCAGGGGUUUAGGGAAGCAGUGGAGGAGAUGCGCCGCGUGCAGCGCACGCUAUCUGCCCUGCACUCGCGGCUGGACGACAUGCUGAGAGCGUUCCUGGCGUUUGUGACUUCGGUGCCUGAGCUGGACGGGGGAGGGGAGGGUGGGCGAGGCGGGGAGUGCGGGAGAGGAGGGGAGAAUGGGAGCGGAGGGGAGAAUGGGAGCGGAGGGGAGAAUGGGAGCGGAGGGGAGAAUGGGAGCGGAGGGGAGAAUGGGAGCGGAGGGGAGAAUGGGAGCAGUGGGGGUAGAAUUGGGUAUGGUGGUAGAAGGGGCAGUGCCGCCAAGGAGGAGAGGGCUGGAGGCGAGGGAGGAGAUGGGGAGAAGGCAGGAGGAGGAGGAGGCAGCAGGAGAGAAGGAGAGGGCGUAGGCGGAAGGGGGGAGCUGGUAGAUAUAAACACAACAACCCCGUUUCCUUUCCGCAAGGGGUCUCGCAUUCUCUCCCCAUCCUCCGUCCACAGGCCACGGCUCGACAGCAGCAGCAGCAGAGGCUGUGAUGGCAGCAGUAGAGCCUGCAGCAGCAGCAGCGGAUGUGAGGGCAAUGAUGCCAGCAGCAGUGGUAACGGUGGUGGCUUUGGCCAUAACAGUGGCGCUGGCUGUGCCGGGUGGGUAGGACCCGCUGCAAGACGAUCCUCGCCGUCCAUCUCAUGCCGCACUGCGCACAUCUCUGCGAGUAGACUGGACUUUGGGAAUGCCGGUGUGGGGGGGACGCGCGACAGCCGAGAAAACGGUGGUGGUGGUAGUAGUAGCAAUGGCGAUUGUGGUGGUGGUGGUAGUCGAGUCGAUUUUGGCAGCAGCGGGAAUUGUAAUGGCGACCCUAAGGACAGCAUGGAGGGUGCUACUGCUAGAGAGCUAAAUGCCCCAACUGCAGCACAGAGGGCUACCGACAAUGCUGAGAAGACACCUGUCAUGGAUGGAGGUGUCCGCUGCUCCGAACUUCUCCCUCCACCUCCUCCCUUUCUCUCACCUGUUCCCGAAGCCGACCCGAUCUCCCCAGACUCCGCCCCUCCUUUUGAGUCGACUCAAAAGUCGUCUCCUCCACCUCCUCCCUCCCUUUCACCUGUUCCUGAGGCCGACCCGGUCUCCCCUGAUUCCGCGCCUCCCUCAGCCACUGCUGCAGUAGCCAGAACCACAGCAACAGCAUCUCCUUCCACGUCAUCAGCAGCCCAUACCACGUCAUCAUUGUCUCGCGACUCGUCCGUUGCAUCUGCCAAGGCCAGCAGGUCCCUACGGCUGUCCUUUACCCACCCUUCUUCCACGUCGGCAGAGGAACCACUAGAAAGUUCUUCCAAAGAACCGCCCCAUGAUCUACCCUCCCCAGUAACACCUUCCCCUCGCACUGCCAACAAUCACAGUAACGAUCUGUGGUCCCCUCACACUCCCAGGGAGUUCGAAUCCUCUCUAAACUCCUCCCCUCAGGUCCCCCUCUCGCCCCGCGCUCCCCUCUCCCCUCACGCACCUCUCUCCCCCGAAGCUUCUCCCUCUAACAAAUCCCCCCCUUCCUCCAUUCCCCCGUCUCCUAGUGAAGACUCCUACUCUCAGCACGUUAUGAGGCGGAUAUCACCUCCCCCAAUCAUGCCUCCCUCUGCUGCUGGGCCUGCUUACGGCUACUCACGCUCGGAUUCCCGUGCUGAUUCUGCUUCAGCAGACCCCGUGUCCCGUACUGCUCUCUCCCAGCGGCCCCGUGCCCCCCCUCCCUCCCCUGCUCUCUCUGCUCCCGCCUCUCCCGCCCCUCCCUGCUCUCCCGCUCCCCCCCGCUCCCCCGCACCCCCUCUUUCCUCCGACUGGCCUCGUUCCCCCAUUCCCCCUCGCUCCCCUGCUCCCCCUCGUUCCCCUGCACCCCCUCGCUCCCCAAUCCCUCCCCGCUCCCCUGGCCCCCCGCGCUCCCCUGUGCCUUACCGUCGUGCCACUGCUGGUGCCGCCCACUCGCCCCGCCUCCUGCGCUCCCCUGCUCGCUUCAAUCCGCGCUCUCCUUCUCUCACUAGUGCCCGCUCCCCCUUCCUAGGAAGCAUCUGUGAGAAGACAGCAGCAACGGAAGAGGUGGCGAGGAGAGCAUCAGCAGCCGCAGCAGGAGCAGGAGAAGGAGAAGGAGAAGGAGAAGCCACAGCGGCAGGGGAGGAAGAAGUAGAAGGGGAAGUGUCAGCGGCGCGUAGAACGAGCAGAGGGAACAGAGGGAGCAGAGGUAGCAGAGGGAGUGAUUCCCCAGAAGCAGAUUCUGCUACCGCUGCUGCUGCUGCUGCCGCCGGUACUGGCGGUACUGGUGCUGUUAGCGCCGCUGCUAGCACUGCCAGCUCGCCUCCCACCCGUGCAACCUCCCCUAUGUCUCUCUCCUCCGCCUUCUCCUCCCCUCCCUCCACCCGCCCUUCACCCAUAAUCCGCCCUGCCAACCACCGGCAGAAGCACACCCACCCAUCUCUUCCCACCACCCCUGCCACUGACACUGCCCCCUCUGCCGCUCAUACUGCCCCGUCGCUCGAUGCUGCCGCUUUUUCUAAUGCUGCCACUGAUACUGCUCAUACCAGCACCAGCAGCAUAAGCACUCCCACUGCGGCCCACUCCCGUCUCCCCUACCGUAGCCCCACCCCUCGCUCCUCCCACAAAACCCCCUCGUCUCACAAAACCCCCGCCAACCCCCGCCACGCGCCCGCCUCUAUUAGCAAAUCAGCAGCAAAAGCAGCUGCCUGGAGGGCGUCUCUGGGUGGUUUACCCUCGCGAUUAAGCAUGAAGAUACGCGGAGUGAGGAAAUCCGCUCAGGGGGACGAGGAGUUGAGGGAGCAGGUGCAGCGGUGGGACGGGCGCAUGAGGGAGGAGGCUGGGAGGAUCUGCGGGGCGGCUGCGCUGCCGUUUUUGACAGGGUUUAUGGAGGCGAGUGGCGGGGGAGGGGCGCACAGCCUGGUGGACGCCUACGAACUCAAGGUUCGCCUGCACCAUCUCUUGGAGCGCUGGGCGCUGGUGCAAGACUCCAUGGCGUCUGAGCGCCCCUCGUUGAUCCUCCCGCACCUGUACCUGGGGUCCGCCAUCGCCGCCCGCUCCUUCGCCCUCCUGCACCAUCUGGGUGUGAAGCACGUGGUGACGCUCUGCCCCACUGACCUGCUGGACCCUGAUGCGGAGCAAUCCCCCCUCUUCACCUACCUCGUUCUGCCGAUGCGCGACUCAGACCGGGAGGAUCUGGGAAAGUACAUGGAAGCGACCAGCAGCUUCCUGGAAGCUGCCAUCAGCAAGGGAGAGGGCGUGCUGGUGCACUGCUAUGAGGGCCGCAGCCGAUCGGUGUCCAUCGUGCUGGCCUACCUCAUGACCAAGAGGCUGAUGCCCCUGGCAGAGGCAUGGGUGCUGCUGCACUCCGCCCACCCCCAUGCUGCCCCCAACACCUCUUUCCUCCGCCAGCUAGUGGCGCUCGACCGAAGGCUCUUCCACCCCCACGGCCCUCCGCCUCCUGCUGCCACUGACCCCUCUGCUGCCACUGACCCCUCUGCUGCCACUGACCCCUCUGCUGCCACUGACCCCUCUGCUGCCACUGCUCCCGCUGCCACUGCUGCUCGUACUGCUCCUGCCACCUUUCCGCCCACUUCCCUUGAUGCUUCCCCUGGCAAUAGUGGUGGUGCUGGGGCAGCAGACACGGCAGCGCACAGUGUUGCUGCUGAAACGUCCUUUCCGCACUCCUCGCCCACCCUCCUGUCUACUGCUGCUGCCACUCCUCCUCCCACUCUGCCAUCUCCUCACCUCCCCACCUCUGGCCCUGCCUCUGCUCCUGCAGUGGUUGCAUCCUCUGCCCUUCCACGCAUCUCCUCCCCUUCCCCCUCCUCCGCCUCCAACUCCGCCUCCAACUCCGCCUCCCCCACCUCGCCCUUCUCCCUCCCUUGGUGCCCUCGGGGCCGAAUGAGCCGGCCCACGGUGCGCGUGUGUGCCGUGUGCGGGAAAGCAGCCGGGCUUAGUAGCGACUCGCUGAGAGCACAUAUGAGGAGGAUGCACCCUGGUACCCCGCUGCCCCCUCUGAAAGCAGCACCCUGAGCUGUCUUGGAAGUAGUGCUAAGUGUGUGCCAUGUGCCGGAAAGCAGCAGGACUCAGCAGGGACUCGCUGAGAGCACAUAUGGACAUGAGGAGGACGCACCCUGGCACACCGCUGCCCCCUCUGAAAGCAGUGCCGUAAACAAGGAAUGUACCCCCCCCCUCCCCCUCCUCACCCCCGCCUCCCCCCCUUGUUCAACUGCUCCUCCUCGGCCCCUUCGUCCUCCUAUGUUGGAGUGCAAGAAGGAUGAGAGUACAGCUGGUUCAUAAUGACAUGCUACAGUAUGCUGCGUGUAACACAAGUGACGUCAUCUCCAGAGCCACUGUAUAUAAUGACAUGGUCCAGGAUGUUUCUAUGGUGCUGACUCGUUUUUAACUCGAUUAGUUGUUUUAAUCUAACCAAGUUA
Messenger RNA from Closterium sp. NIES-67, 9212 nucleotides. The record is from the annotation of a GenBank genome assembly. Lineage: Eukaryota; Viridiplantae; Streptophyta; Zygnematophyceae; Desmidiales; Closteriaceae.